Messenger RNA from Microcebus murinus (gray mouse lemur), 4865 nucleotides. It is a transcript of the gene EPHA8, whose product is annotated as EPH receptor A8. Gene Ontology annotation, biological process: axon guidance; ephrin receptor signaling pathway; protein phosphorylation. The record is from RefSeq and is a predicted model, not a curated record. Gene Ontology annotation, molecular function: ATP binding; transmembrane-ephrin receptor activity; protein binding. Gene Ontology annotation, cellular component: plasma membrane; dendrite. NCBI's taxonomy places the organism in Eukaryota, Metazoa, Chordata, Mammalia, Primates, Cheirogaleidae.
UGCGCCGGCCCGGUGUGCGGAGAGCGAGGGCGCCGACGCGCGGCCGCUGUGGCGAGCCCAGGUGCGCGGCGCCCCGCCGCCCGGCCGGCAUGGCCCCCGCCGGGCCGCGUGCCCCGCCGCUCUGGGUCGUCACGGCCGCGGCGGCGGCCACCUGCGUGUCCGCGGCGCGCGGCGAAGUGAAUUUGCUGGACACGUCGACCAUCCACGGAGACUGGGGCUGGCUCACGUAUCCGGCUCACGGGUGGGACUCCAUCAACGAGGUGGACGAGUCCUUCCGGCCCAUCCACACCUACCAGGUGUGCAACGUCAUGAGCCCCUACCAGAACAACUGGCUGCGCACCAGCUGGGUGCCCCGCGACGGCGCCCGGCGCGUCUACGCCGAGAUCAAGUUCACCCUGCGCGACUGCAACAGCAUGCCGGGCGUGCUGGGCACCUGCAAGGAGACCUUCAACCUCUACUACCUGGAGUCGGACCGCGACCUGGGCGCCAGCACUCAGGAGAGCCAGUUCCUCAAAAUCGACACCAUAGCGGCGGACGAGAGCUUCACCGGCGCCGACCUGGGGGUGCGGCGGCUCAAGCUCAACACCGAGGUGCGCGGCGUGGGGCCCCUGAGCAAGCGCGGCUUCUACCUGGCCUUCCAGGACAUCGGCGCCUGCCUCGCCAUCCUCUCUCUGCGCAUCUACUACAAGAAGUGCCCCGCCAUGGUGCGCAAUCUGGCCGCCUUCUCGGAGGCGGUGACGGGGGCCGACUCGUCCUCGCUGGUGGAGGUGCGGGGCCAGUGCGUGCGGCACUCGGAGGAGCGGGACACGCCCAAGAUGUACUGCAGCGCGGAGGGCGAGUGGCUGGUGCCCAUCGGCAAGUGCGUGUGCAGCGCCGGCUACGAGGAGCGGCGGGAUGCCUGUGUGGCCUGCGAGCUGGGCUUCUACAAGUCAGCCCCUGGGGACCAGCUCUGUGCCCGCUGCCCUCCCCACAGCCACUCUGCAGCCCCUGCCGCCCAGGCCUGCCGCUGUGACCUCAGCUACUACCGCGCAGCCCUGGACCCCCCGUCCUCAGCCUGCACCCGGCCUCCGUCGGCACCGAUAAACCUGAUCUCCAGCGUGAAUGGGACGUCGGUGACUCUCGAGUGGGCCCCUCCGCUGGACCCGGGCGGCCGCAGCGACAUCACCUACAACGCCGUGUGCCGCCGCUGCCCCUGGGCCCUGAGCCACUGCGAGGCGUGUGGCAGCGGCACCCGCUUCGUGCCCCAGCAGACGAGCCUGGUGCAGGCCAGCCUUCUGGUGGCCAACCUGCUGGCGCACAUGAACUACUCCUUCCGGAUCGAGGCCGUCAAUGGCGUGUCCCACCUGAGCCCCGAGCCCCGCCAGGCUGCCGUCGUCAACAUCACCACGAACCAGGCAGCCCCGUCGCAGGUGGUGGCGAUCCGGCAGGAGCGGGCGGGCCAGACCAGCGUCUCGCUGCUGUGGCAGGAGCCGGAGCAGCCCAACGGCAUCAUCCUGGAGUACGAGAUCAAGUACUACGAGAAGGACAAGGAGAUGCAGAGCUACUCCACCCUCAAGGCCGUCACCACCAGAGCCACCAUCUCCGGCCUCAAGCCGGGCACGCGCUACGUGUUCCAGGUCCGCGCGCGCACCUCGGCAGGCUGCGGCCGCUUCAGCCAGGCCAUGGAGGUGGAGACUGGGAAACCCCGGCCCCGCUACGACACCCGGACCAUCGUCUGGAUCUGCCUGACGCUCAUCACGGGCCUGGUGGUGCUUCUGCUGCUGCUCAUCUGUAAGAAGAGGCACUGUGGCUACAGCAAGGCCUUCCAGGACUCGGACGAGGAGAAGAUGCACUAUCAGAACGGGCAGGCACCCCCUGUCUUCCUGCCCCUGCACCACCCCCCGGGGAAGCUGCCAGAGCCCCAGUUCUACGCAGAACCCCACAACUACGAGGAGCCGGGCCGGGCGGGCCGCGGUUUCACCCGAGAGAUCGAGGCCUCCAGGAUCCACAUCGAGAAAAUCAUCGGCUCUGGAGAGUCCGGGGAGGUCUGCUACGGGCGGCUGCAGGUGCCGGGGCAGCGGGACGUGCCCGUGGCCAUCAAGGCCCUCAAGGCUGGCUACACGGAGAGGCAGCGGCGGGACUUCCUGAGUGAGGCGUCCAUCAUGGGGCAGUUCGACCACCCUAACAUCAUCCGCCUCGAGGGUGUUGUCACCCGAGGCCGCCUGGCCAUGAUCGUGACCGAGUACAUGGAGAACGGCUCUCUGGACGCCUUCCUGAGGACCCACGACGGGCAGUUCACCAUCAUGCAGCUGGUGGGCAUGCUCAGGGGCGUGGGCGCCGGCAUGCGCUACCUCUCAGACCUGGGCUACAUCCACCGCGACCUGGCCGCACGCAACGUCCUGGUGGACGGCAACCUGGUCUGCAAGGUGUCCGACUUCGGGCUGUCGCGGGUGCUGGAGGACGACCCCGAUGCCGCCUACACCACCACGGGAGGGAAGAUCCCCAUCCGCUGGACGGCCCCCGAGGCCAUUGCCUUCCGCACCUUCUCCUCGGCCAGCGACGUGUGGAGCUUCGGCGUGGUCAUGUGGGAGGUGCUGGCCUACGGGGAGCGGCCCUACUGGAACAUGACCAACCGCGACGUCAUCAGCUCCGUGGAGGAGGGCUACCGCCUGCCUGCGCCCAUGGGCUGCCCCCGCGCCCUGCACCAGCUCAUGCUCGACUGCUGGCACAAGGACCGGGCCCAGCGGCCCCGCUUCUCCCAGAUCGUCAGCGUCCUCGACGCGCUGGUCCGCAGCCCCGAGAGUCUCAGGGCCACGGCCACUGUCAGCAGGUGCCCAGCCCCUGCCUUCGCCCGCAGCUGCUUUGACCUCCGAGGGGGCGGGGGCAGCGGCGGGGGCCUCACUGUGGGGGACUGGCUGGACUCCAUCCGCAUGGGCCGCUACCGAGACCACUUCGCUGCCGGCGGCUACUCCUCCCUGGGCAUGGUGCUGCGCAUGAACGCCCAGGACGUGCGUGCGCUGGGCAUCACCCUCAUGGGCCACCAGAAGAAGAUCCUGGGCAGCAUCCAGACCAUGCGGGCCCAGCUGACCAGCACCCAGGGGCCCCACCGGCACCUCUGAUCUGGGGCAGGGCCUGAGCAGCAACCGAGCCAGCCCCAGGUCACGCCGCUGUCAGAGGACUUGCAGGGCUGGCGGUGGCCGGGGAAGCCCCAGGCCUCUGCCCCUCGUCCCGGGCCGCCCUCCUUGCAGGCGCUCGGGGCUGAAGGCUCCGCCAGGGACCCGGAGUCAUCGGGGGUCAGCCUGCAGGAAGGGGACUUUGGUGCCCAGCGUGGCUGGACACCUGUGCUCCACACCACUGAGUCAACAGAGACUUCGUUCACCUGCUUCUGUGCACAUGUGUGCACGCGCACGUGUGUGUGUGCAUGCGUGCUGUGGGGAGUGUGUUCUCGUGAGGUCCUGGGAGCCCAUGUGAACGACAGGUGAUCACGCCUGUGUGUCCACACAGUCCGGUCCCAGAAUGGGUAUGUGCAUGUUAUGACACGUGUGCUUAUCCAUUACGGCUGGGGCACAUAUGAGUGACCAUGGAUGACAUGUCAUAGCAUGUGAGCAGGGAACUCAGCGUGAUGCCACCCAGGUCCCAACACCAACGGAGCCUGGGAGAGGGUCACGCCUGCCACCCCCACACCUGGAGGCUGGAGCCGGGGCCACUUCCGAACCGCACCAGCACCAGGCCCACCUCGUCUCUGCCUGGGUGAGCCCACCCUGGCUGUAUCUCAGGUCUGGGUCCUCCCUCGAGCCGGGGGCCACCUGCAGCCUCCGCCCGGCCCCCACCGCUGCUUCAACAGGAAAACAGGGUUUCCGGCCAGUCCCACUGGCCACCUUCCGUGUAGGCGUCACGGCAGAGCACACGGACGCCCUCUGCGGGACCCUCUCGUCUCUGCUGCCUUCCCCCGACGGCCCAGGCCUCCUCACUUGGAAGUCCCUUUGCCAACCUUUCCCUGCCCAGCCCUGCGCCACCCCCGGCCAUGCCUGGGAUCACACACCAUGAGGUCCCAGCUUCUCAGCCCGCGUCCAUCCCUUCCUGUACCAUUGGGGAGACUGAGGCCUGGAGGGGGCGUGCCUUGUCCAGGUCACAUGGCAACCAAGGGUGAGAGUUGGGGCCUCCUGCCUCCCAGCCCAGGGCUCUUCUCCCCACACACCACCCCACCCGGACCACCGCGGGGACAGGGCGCCUGGGAAGCCCCUCCCCCUCACAGACGGACCCUCCCCCUUACGGCCCACCAGGGUAUGUAAAUAUCUUUUUUCUACCAUGUCAGAAUAUUUUUUCCUCACUCCUGACAAUGCAAAAAUGGUCUUCAAAGCACAUAAAAAGCACCCAGGGUGAGAAAGCCCCAUCCCAGGGGCAGUUUGGCAGGUGGUUCAAGGCACCCCCAUCGGGUGCCACCUGCCAGCCCCAGAGGAAGGGGCCAGCUCAGCCCCCAGCCCCAGCCCCACAGCCAGCACAGCGACCCGCGGACACACCAGCACUGAGCCCCUCCCUCCUGCAAUAAUUCGGGGCGUCAGCCCCGCCCAGGUGCCGCGGCCAGCUCUCUCCACCUCUGAAUAUUAUGUUUCUCUGUGGCCGAGCUGCUCUUCCUUCCUAUGGAAGUCGGAAACUUGGGCAGGACACGACGGGGGCGACCCUGUCUUCCUCCCCACCCAUGCUCACCCGGUCUCUGGGCUCUGGAUCCUCACUGUUGCGGGGCACGGUGGGCCUGGCACUUGCAAAAGUGUGGCCCCUGCCCCCAGUGUGGGGUCCCUCUCGGGGUCCCCAGGGCCUGCCUCUCUGUGGUCUCCACCCUGAGUCUUGGACUUACCCACAAUGAGAAUAAAUUCUGCCUCAUCUUU